Molecule: messenger RNA, 5440 nt
Organism: Nomia melanderi (Alkali bee)
Lineage: Eukaryota; Metazoa; Arthropoda; Insecta; Hymenoptera; Halictidae
Gene: Hr3
Product: nuclear hormone receptor 3 ROR-beta
Biological process (GO): regulation of transcription by RNA polymerase II
Cellular component (GO): nucleus
Molecular function (GO): nuclear receptor activity; RNA polymerase II cis-regulatory region sequence-specific DNA binding; zinc ion binding
Source: RefSeq, a predicted model, not a curated record
CGGGCGGCUGGAACAUUCCGAUGUAUUUUCGAGGAAUUUCCGUGAGGUAUGUGCCAUCACGGUGAGACCUCGCCGGGGCGACGGGGGAAGAGGCAGCGGCCGUAGAGGCUGGAGGCAGUCGAGUCCGGCGGGCACCGAACGCGGUGGCCAGCUCGCGAAUCGUCGGAAGUAAGAAAAAGGGGAUGCGACGCGGGGGAUGAAAACGCUCGGUCCGUGUCACAGUGUAAUCCGGGCGGGGUGGUAGGCUCGGUGGCGGUGGUGGCUCAACACCGGCCGCCAUCUGGUGACGGUCGCGUCAAGCUCGAGCCACUGUGCUUCCCCGUGAAGUGCAUAGCCGAAACGAGUCGUUCGGCUCCGAAACGUCAUCAGCACGAGCAUUUUUUCCGUGGGAUCGACGGGAUCCCGCGAGAUCCGCGCGCGUAACCGGCCCGCGACCCGUCCGCUGCGUGGCGCGUACAGUUUUCCUUUGGUGUCACCGCGGUGUGUUAAAACCUCCCGUGAACGGGAAUCGAAUCGGUCACGAGCGUCAGCUAGCCAGGAUGACGGGAACGAUAAUGACGUAAAGCCCACGAGGCCGAGUGGAUCCGACUGGGUGACCCGAGACGCCCGUGUGUGCACGGAUAUCGCGAUCCCUAUGGCCGUGACGUCGUUGUCAGCUCUCCUGGGGACUGGUUUCGUACAGUGACACCCUUGGUGCGGAGUAUCAGGCGGAUCCUGCGUUCCUGGAGCCUCGAUCCGUGUCCCGGAGAGAGAGGACUGGACGAUGAUCGAUGUCGCGGGAGUAACGUCGCGACCCGCGAUGAUGCCCCGUUGCGAACCUACCCGCGAUCACCUCGAACCGGGGUGGUGUUUGGUCGAUGAUUGAACUUCUACCUCGAAUCACCUAGCGGAGACUCGUUCCGCGGCGGCGGUUUUACAAAGACAACCUGAUCAGGACUGCUACAGGGUGUCGAUCUUAGUUCCCGUCUAGAUGUAGCUGAUCUCUGUAGGAUGUAAACGUGGGACACGGUGGAAAGAGGAUGUCCAGGUCGGGGCAAAAUGCGAUGGAACGGGAAGAACAGGUGAACAGCGGUCUACGAAUAGUCCCGCUGCGUGUCACGGCACCGUGUUGAAAGCAAGCUCCACGGAAUAUCGACCGAAGGCCGCGGCUACCGAAUUAGUCGCGACGAAGGUCGCGAAUAAACGCGUGCUUCUCUUCCCGCGAGAUCAACCGUGAGGUGCGAUACCGACGUUCGAUCAGAGGGUCAGAGGAUUGAAUCCUGUGUGUCUGAGACAACAGCCAUUGCCGAAAUCGACGACGCGUCCUGAACGGACUUGGACACCCGGUCCAUCCGCGCGCGAAGUGUUUUCAACCGCUCCGCCGCAUCUAGUGAUUGUCCCGAUUUCGAGGACCGUCAGCGGAGAUCCUCGGAAACGUCGAUAAUUAACGUGGCACGGAUUAACGAGGAGGGACAUUGAAACCGAGAGUGCGAACUGGAUGUAACUCCCCUCGAAAUACGGCACUCUGAACGAGACCUACUGACCUAUCGACUCGUUUUCCCCCUCCACGGCUGCCACGACUUCACUGUUCCCGUUGCUACCCCUUUUUCCCUGGUUCUACCCUUUGAAUCGCGACACAAGCCGAAUUCGAAGGAUCAAAUCGGGAGGACAGCGACCGUCGUGGUGGUAGCGGUGUGUGGCUUGUGUGUGAGUGUUGUUGGGUCGCGGGGAAGGCGACGUGGCUGCGCGUACGGACAGAGGCGCGGGUGAAUCGAAGAGAGUCGUUCUUUGAACGAGACCCACUGACCUAUCGACUCGGCCGCUCCGCUCCUACCCUCGGCGUCUUUCUGUUCCUCGCCACCCUACCUCUGUCUCUCUCUCUCUUUCUCUUCCUCUCUAGCUUUCUCCGCUGCUGGUAGCGUGCCGCGCCGCGUCGAGACGCUUCGCGAUACCGUUUCGUACACCUCCCUCGGUCCGCCAACGAAAAGGGUAACGUUCGAAGACGCAGGGGGCGACAUCGACCCGCACAUUUCUAAGAUAAACGAGUGCCUAAGGAUUUUUCGAUCGGUACCACCGACCGACUGUUCUAUUUGUACGAUUUUUCGCGAUUCCUCGUUUCCACCCUCUUUCACUAUCAGCCCCAUCUCGUACACUUUUCUACUUGCGUUUUCGUAGCGUUUAACGGCGACACGGUCUGCAGGGUAUGCUUUUCGUUCAUUAUCGCUUGGUACAUCCUCUGUGUUUCUCCGUUCCCGGUUCAGUAUUCGGUGAUUCGUAUCGAUAUAGGGUAUCCAGACUACAACAUGAAGAGUGCCUAAAAUUUCAAUGCCUUCUCGACUGAUCCAUUGGACACACACGACAUCCACGUAUAAAUUCGUCGUCUAUUUUCUCGCGUAAUCGAAUCAUUUCUACGGUCAAGUCCCGGUCGCUCGUUUUUCCUUCCCGCGAAGGGGGACGCGAACCUUUUCAUAUUAUAGCUCUCUCGCGAAGGUCGACCGUGUAAACAGUCGACGAACAGUGCCUCAGAUGUAUUAUCUCCUCUCGACUGAUCCGACACAGAAACAUUAGGAGCCGUACCCGUAAGCUUCACUCGUUUCGCCGCGAUCUAUCGCUUGCCGUUUAGCGAGGUGCGCGACGUUUGUCUCGUUGCCUAUUCUCGUCGAAAGAGGACAAAGAUAAAUCGGAGAAAGAGCGUCCUUGGAGGUGAGUUUCUGAAUCUUCGAAUCCGACUCGACUUUCUACCUUCCACCGAAGUAUAUCCUUGUUCCUUUCGCGCGCAAUCGACGAUCCAGACUGUGCAUGAAACGUUGAACAGCCUACGAUUUCAAAGAGUUCGAAAGACGAUGCCUUACGUCCUCCAAGGAUCCAGCACAAAGUAUCAGCGACGCUUCGAACUUCGUUGAUGUGGUCGACGAGGGGCAAAGUGAAUCAACUCGGCUCACGUUGCCAGCUGAAUCAUUGAACUUUUGCCGGGUCGACAGUGGCGAUCGAUCGACCGAUACCGCGGCGGUCUCGACGGUGCAUCUUUAAUUUCAGCCGCGGAAGACAUGGCAUCCGGAUCGCGACCCGUGCCCGUCGCACUGUCCUUUGGCGAGGAAAAGGAUCGCGCGGCGAGCUACGUCGAGAUGUUCGCUACCUGUGAAACCGUGACGCGUUGGUACGGGUCAUCGACAACAAUAGCCUGAUCGUAGAAUUGCGAGGACAACAAACACGUACAAAGAAAAGUAUCAGCAAUACGAGAGAAUAAAGAUACAUAUAAAUGUGGAAACGGUUAAGUUAAAGAGAAAAGAAAGAUUGUAAAGAGAAGAAGAGAAUAUUGGAAAGAAACGCGCAAUUAAUAGUGUUGGAAGACUAUAUCAACGAAGAAGACGAGUCGAGAAGUGUAUAAUCGAAUCUGUCGAUCGUCUCCUCGUCAAAUCAAGUUGUUCAUACUCAGAGCAAUACAAUAGUAAAUUUGAGAUUCCGGGAUCUCGAGUGUCGAAGAUGUUGUUGAAUUGAGUUAAACUGUUGUACAGGAGAGAGAAAGUAUAAAUUGAACGAAAAAAAAAUGGCGGAAAGUGCGGCGAGCCCGGGUUCCGUGCAGGUCGCUGCGAACAGUCCGCAGCAACAGCAACAAUCGCAACAACCGCAACAACAGCAACAACAACAACCGCAACAAACGCAACAGACGCAACAACCGCCGGAUAUAAGCAGCUCGCAGCUGGCGUCGCCACCAAUCACGGGCACAGCCCAGAUCGAAAUAAUCCCGUGCAAGGUGUGCGGCGACAAGAGCAGCGGCGUCCAUUAUGGCGUGAUCACCUGCGAGGGCUGCAAAGGCUUCUUCAGGCGGUCCCAGUCGUCGGUCGUUAACUAUCAAUGUCCACGGGCCAAGAAUUGCGUGGUCGACCGUGUAAACAGAAACCGGUGCCAGUACUGUCGGUUGCAAAAGUGCCUACGCCUCGGCAUGUCCAGAGAUGCCGUUAAAUUCGGACGUAUGUCGAAGAAGCAGAGGGAGAAGGUCGAGGACGAAGUCAGAUUCCACAGGGCACAAAUGAGAGCGGCCUCCGAGACGGCGCCCGAUAGCAGUGUCUUCGAACACCAGACACCGAGCAGCUCGGACCAACACCAUCCUUACAACGGAGGGUACACGUAUGGCGGCAGCGAAUACGCUUCCCCCGGCCCCGGAACAGGUGGAUCGGGUUAUUACAAUCAUCAGGCGAUGACGAACUACGAGCUUAGCGCCGACUACGUUGACAGCACGACGACCUACGACCCACGGCCGACGCAAACGCAGGUCGCGGACACCGUCGCCCCUGAUACGCCCUCCGCUGUCACCGCGACUGGGGUUCUUCCCAGCGUGGUUACCACCGGAAAGUCGCUGUCUGCCUCGACGACCGGAAGCAGCACAGGGGGUGGUGGUGGAGGUAGUAGCGGAGGCGGUGGUAACGGUGGUGGAUCCGGUGGUGGUGGUUCGGGUGGUGGAGGGAGCGGUUCUGGCACCGGCGGCGGUGCGGCCGCUGGCGGCGGCGGUGGUGCCGGUUCCCUGAGCGGGGGUGGGAUCGUUGCUGUCAAGCAAGAGACCACCGUCGAACUCGCCAACCUGGGCCACGGCUCGUACACGAUGGUCGACUCGACGACCUUUCUGAGCGGUCAGCAACAGAGGGUCAGCAAUCCAUCCGAGGACGACGAAGUGCCGAGUCUGCCCAGUAUGUCCCAUGCGAGAUAUCCAGCACAGAUCAGUGAGCUGCUCUCAAAAACGAUAGCGGAUGCCCACGCAAGAACGUGUCUGAUGACGACGGAAGAGAUCCAGGAGUCUUUCCGGAAGCCGCACGACCUCUCCAGAUUGAUCUACUACAAGAACAUGGCGCACGAACAGCUGUGGCUCGAGUGCGCCCAAAAACUAACCGCUGUUAUCCAGCAGAUCAUCGAGUUCGCCAAGAUGGUUCCUGGAUUCAUGAAGCUCUCGCAGGACGACCAGAUUGUUCUAUUAAAGGCUGGUUCCUUCGAGUUGGCUGUGCUACGUAUGAGCAGGUACCUAGAUCUCCAGCAGAACUGUGUCCUCUACGGUGACACCAUGUUGCCACAGGAUGCGUUUUACACGACGGACACGGCGGAAAUGAAACUCGUUUCUUGCGUGUUCGAAAUGGCCAGGAGUAUUGCCGAACUGAAGCUCACGGAAACGGAGCUUGCACUUUACAGCGCAGCGGUUCUCUACAGUCCUGAUCGGCCAGGAUUGAAAGGCCUCGCGGAGGUGACGAGACUGUCGCAGGCGGUGAUCAGGGCGCUCAGGUCGGAGUUGGACCGUAAUCACGUGUCGCCGAUAAAAGGCGACGUAACGGUGUGCGACGCGAUCCUGGCGAAGAUCCCCCAGCUAAGGGAGAUCUCUCUGCUGCACAUGGACGCCCUCGCGAAGCUGAAACGGUCGCAGCCGCACCUCGACUUUCCAGCCCUCCACAAAGAGCUUUUCAGCGUCGACAGCUGA